This is a messenger RNA of Myxocyprinus asiaticus (Chinese sucker), 4809 nucleotides long. RefSeq names its product tetratricopeptide repeat protein 39C. Gene Ontology annotation, biological process: otolith morphogenesis; cilium assembly. The transcript is spliced from 14 exons. The coding region runs from base 333 to 2072 and encodes 579 amino acids. Gene Ontology annotation, molecular function: protein binding. NCBI's taxonomy places the organism in Eukaryota, Metazoa, Chordata, Actinopteri, Cypriniformes, Catostomidae. The record is from RefSeq and is a predicted model, not a curated record.
UCUCAGGAACUGGAUACAUAGUAACACCGGCUGAUUUUUUAUAGCUCGUUAUAAUGGAGGGGACGUUUGCGGAUCUAAAAACAUCUUAGCGCAGCAGAUCGGACACGGAAGGGAUCAAACUACAUCCAGACGAUAUUUCAGCAGUAAUGGAAUAAUGUUGGCACGUCGGUGAUUGUUUGAUAAAUUAAGCGUGAGUCGGUUCUUGCGGAGUGAUUGUCAUACUGUAAACAAAACAAGCAGACAAGCAAUAUCCUCUGCGGUGUUUUGUAGUUUUAUGGGGUCCAUUUUAAUCAGCGAGAGUUUAUAGUCGUAUAAAGGAGGAAACAUUGAGGAUGGCAGGCCCCGAGCACCCGCAACAGCAGGUUGAAGAGAAAGCCGAACAGAUAGAUGACGCCGAACUGGCAUUUCAGGGCAUUCAUAUGCUGCUCAACAAUGGCUUCAAAGAAAGCGACGAGCUCUUUAAGAGAUACAGGACUCAUAGCCCGCUAAUGAGCUUUGGGGCCAGUUUCGUCAGCUUCUUGAAUGCCAUGAUGACAUUCGAGGAGGAGAAAAUGCAGAUGGCCAGCGAUGACCUGAGGACUACUGAGAAACUUUGCGAGAGUGACAAUGCUGGCGUCAUCGAGACCAUCCGUAACAAAAUCAAGAAGAGUAUGGACUCCCAGAGAUCAGGGGUGGAGGUUUUGGAUCGUCUGCAGAGACAAAUCAUCGUGGCAGACUGCCAGAUCUAUCUCGCCGUGCUGUGUUUUGUCAAACAGGAAGUCUCAGCUUACAUCAAAGGGGGCUGGAUCCUCCGCAAGGCCUGGAAAAUGUACAACAAAUGCUAUAGUGACAUCAGCCAACUGCAGGAAGCCUGUCGCAGACGGUCCUCCGACCAGGAGGGGGCGUUGGCUUCCGAUCAAGCCAACCACAACACAUCUUCAACAGAAAGUGGCGGCAGAGUAACAGAAGAGGUUCUGGAUCGUCUCAAGGGUUCUGUCAGCUUUGGUUAUGGGCUUUUUCACCUGUGUAUUUCAAUGGUACCUCCACACCUGCUCAAGAUCGUAAACCUGUUGGGUUUUCCUGGAGAUCGCCACCAAGGUCUUGCAUCCUUAGCCUACGCCAGUGAGAGCAAAGAUAUGAAAGCACCACUUGCCAUUUUGGCCCUCUUGUGGUAUCACACAGUGGUGCAGCCCUUCUUUGCCCUGGAUGGUUCUGACUCGCACGCUGGACUGCUGGAGGCCAAAGCCAUUCUACAGAAGAAUGCAAUGGUUUACCCAAACUCCUCUCUCUUCAUCUUCUUCAAGGGGCGAGUACAGAGAUUAGAGUGCCAAAUCAACAGUGCACUGGCGUCAUUCCAGGAUGCUCUGGAGUUCGCCUCAGACCAAAGAGAGAUUCAACACGUGUGCCUCUAUGAAAUCGGUUGGUGCAGCAUGAUAGAGAUGAACUUUGAAGAUGCCUUCAGGUCUUUUGAACGACUGAAGAAUGAAUCCCGAUGGUCGCAGUGCUAUUAUGCUUACCUCACUGGAGUAUGUCAGGGAGCCUCUGGUGAUCUUGAGGGAGCCAAGACCGUUUUCCAAGACGUUCAGAAGCUUUUUAAGCGCAAGAACAAUCAAAUCGAGCAGUUUGCACUCAAAAGGGCAGAGAGACUGAGGAAAAUGUCCCUUACACGAGAGCUAUGCAUUUUGGGUGUUGUUGAGGUGCUGUACUUAUGGAAAGCUCUUCCAAAUUGCUCUUCCUCCAAACUCCAGCUUAUGAACCAAGUUCUACAAGGGCUGGAUGACCAGUCAAGUCUGGGCCUAAAGCAUCUGCUGCUUGGUGCUAUUCAGAAAUGUCUUGGAAAUAUUAUAGAUGCCAUCCAGUCGUUUCAGUUGGCAGCACAGGAUGAAUAUGGUCGUCUGAAGAACAGCUAUGUUCAGCCCUAUUCCUGCUAUGAGCUGGGCUGCGUGUUACUGGCCAAACCUGAGACUCUGAGUAAAGGAAGAUCAUUACUGCUUCAGGCUAAGGAGAACUACACUGGGUACGACUUUGAGAACCGAUUGCACGUCCGUAUCCAUUCUGCCCUUGCCUCCAUAAAGGAAGUGGUCCCACAUUGACCCUGUCCAACCGAAAGUGCACUGUACUUUAACCACUCCUGUCCAGCACUUUUUACAAUGAAAGCCAUUUGAAGUUACCAUGCUAUUCUGGAGGAGAAAUUUAAAGUUAAGAGGAUGAGGAUGAGUUCACAAAUUAUUUGUUUAAACAUUGCAUUUAGUCUAGUAUCAGUAAUGGUUCAUGAAUAUCCGUUGGUUAUUUUAACAUGUAGCUGUUGGUCCAUCCCAAUGAUAUCUCAUUUUCACUUUCACAUUUACACCCAAUUUCACAAUGCAGGUACAUUGUCUGUGUGUGUUUGGGAUUGUUCUGUAAUGCAGAAGGUAUAUAUUGUUACAUGUGGAAUAUAGAAAUGUUGAGGCAAACUCUCACAAUAAAACACAAUAUAAAUAUAGUGUAUUGAAUAGACAAACUGGUUAGAUCAUUUACCAUAGCUUGCCCUAUCAUACAAAAUACAAUAGCAUGGGAUAGAAGUAGUAAGAUAACACAUAAAAUUAUAAAAUAUCUUAUGUAACCCUUUAUCUCAACAAGUUAAUAGUAUCCAAAUGUAUAUCUGUAUGUCGAAUUCAGAUUGUAUGCUCCAUAGUGAUGUCUAAUCAAGUGGUUGACUGAAAAGGGUUUUUUUUUGGGGGGGGGGGGAAUAAAUUGCCGAUAUCGAUAUCUAGGGAGUUGGGUGGUUAAUGGCAGUUAUAAUACUUAUAUAACAGUAACAGUUUGAUGAAAGCAAAUGACACACAGUUAUCGGCCAAUUCCGAUAGUCUCGAAAUACUAAAAUAUCGGCCUGGCCAAUAAAUUGCAUAUACUGGUAUCUAGGGAGUUGGGUGGCCGAUGGCAGUUAUAAUACUGAUAUAUGUAACAUUUUGAUGAUAGCAAAUGACAUACACAGUUAUCGGCCAAUUCUGAUAUUCUCAAUGCUCAAAUAUCGGCCUGGCCAAUAAAUUGCAGAUACAUAUCUAGAGAGGUGGGUGGCCGAUAGCAGUUAUAAUGCUGAUAUGUGUAAUAGUUUGAUGAUAGCAAAUGACACAUACACAGUUAUUGGCCAAUUCUGAUAAUCUUGAAAUGCUCAAAUAUCAGCCUGGGCAAUAAACUGCAUAUACCGGUAUCUAGGGAAUUGGUUGGCCGAUGGCAGUUAUAAUACUACUUAUAUACGUAUGAAACAGUUUGAUGAUAGCAAAUGACACACACAGUUAUCAGCCAAUUCUGAUAGUCUCAAAAUGCUCAAAUAUCGGCCAAAUAUCAGCCUGGCCAGUAAAUUGCAGAUACCGAUAUCUAGGGAGUUGGGUGGCCAAUAGCAGUUAUAAUACUGAUAUAUGGAACAGUUUGAUGAUGGCAAAUGACACACACAGUUAUCUGCUAAUUCCAGUAAUCUUGAAAUCUUCAUAUGUUGGCCAAAUAUUGGCCUGGCCAAUAAAUUGCAUAUACUGAUAUCUAGGGAGUUGGGUGGCCAAUUGUAGUUAUAAUACUGAUAUAUGUAACAGUUUGAUGAGAGCAAAUGACACACACAUUUAUCGGCCAAUUCCGAUAAUCUCGAAAUGCUCAAAUAUCAGCCUGGGCAAUAAAUUGCAGAUACCGAUAUAUAGCGAAUUGGGUGGCUGAUGGCAGUAAUAAUACUGAUAUAUGUAACAGUUUGAUGCUAGCAAAUGACAAACACAGUUAAUGGCCAAUUCCGAUAAUCUCGAAAAGACCAAAUAUUGGCCUGGCCAAUAAAUUUUCGAUAUCCGAUAUCUAGAGAGGUGGGUGGCCGGUGGCAGUAAUAAUACUGAUAUAUGUAACAGUUUGAUGCUAGCAAAUGACAAACACAGUUAUUGGCCCAAUUCCAAUAAUCUCGAAAAGACCAAAUCGGUCUGGCCGAAUAAUCUAGUCUAGUGACAGACCUUUGAAGUGUACGGCUAACAUGCUAUUGCAAAUUGAAACUUAUUGCAUUCAAUGUUGGCUGUUUUCAUUGUAUGCAUGUAAUGCAUAUGUUGCCAAUGUCUGUCGUAACACUAGACUACAUCUCCCAUCAUGAUUGUUAGCCCUAAAGAAUGUCAGGGGGCCUUUAGUGAUUUUUAAAUGUGCAAGAUUUUAUGACAGGAAUAGGAAAAACAUGACUAAUUGCAUCUCAUCUGAAAUGUUGUAUUUUAAGUUAGAGAGUAGCUGCAUCUACUUUGCCAUACCCUUCGUUGCCAUGUCCUCUGCUGCUCAGCAACUUGUGACAGCAAGAUAUAUUUUCUGAAGUGAUAAACCAUGCGCAAUUAACCAAUGUACUUUCUCUGGGCCAGAGGAAGUCUUUUCAUUUAUAUAUUUUUGUCUUGUUGUUUUAGAUGAGCCAUAAGUUGUAAUUGUUUUUGUGCUAGAUGUUUUCUGUAAUUAUGUUGCUGGCCCAAAUUUAUGAUUUGUAGACUUUUAACAGUACAUCAGUAUCUCCUUUUCAUAAUUUUGCCUCUGAAUAACCUGAAUUGAUUUGAAUCGGUGUAUAUAUUGUGAAAUUGUUGUGAAACUUGCACUUCCUUAUUUUCUCGGCCCAGUAGAUGUAAAAUGUUGGUCCCUCCUGUGUGGUUUAUUCACCAAACUGUAUAUGACUCUCUAUUGACAAGCCCUUCUGGUGGCUAAGUUAGGAGGAGGCAAACAUAGGAGGCUUGAUUGAAACUCAAAACAUGUCUUCACUGUGAAAUGUGUCAGUAUUGGAUGUUCAGGGUAUUUAUACCUUGUGAGGACAAUACAAUUAUGAAAAUUUCAAUAAUAAAAUAACAAUGAAACUUA